AUGACCGUCCCCAACAUUGGGGACAUCUUGGUGCUGUCGCAGAAGGCUUGGAAGAUUGGACGCACCUUUUCUGCUUGCCAAAAGAAUGCGCCAGUGGAGCUUCAAUAUGUUGAGACGGAAAUCGGCAGCCUCGCAAAAUCAUUGGCAUCGUUGGCAGAGACGCUGCACGCGGAGUCCGUGCGGCAGUUGUUACAGGACGCUGACCAGGAAAUAAAAUAUGGCGUUGGUACCAUCCUAAGGUCUUGUCAACGGACAGUAGAUGAUCUUGACUCGCUGAUCGACCAAUACCAAGUCAUCAAGAAGCACCGCACAGUUGGAGGGUUCGCAAUUGAGCGCUCGUGGAGCGAUCUGGUAUUAGCCUCAUACAGGACGAUGAUCUGGACUCCCGAGGGCGGAAACCUCGCAGAUCUGAAAGAGAUGUUACAGACACAUACGAACUCUAUCGAUGAGUUGACGGAAGCCAAGUCUAUGGCUCGUAUGGACAGCACCGUCAUACCAAUCGCAGAACGAAUCGAUAACAUGCACCACUUGGCUGGAAGCAUCGAUCAGCAGCUUGACGAAGUACAUCUUUUCGACAUCGACCAAGAAAACAUCACCUCUACCAAGGACACCGGAAAAAGUCGCGGUUCGCUCGUCGAAUACUCGCACCGGAUAAACCAGGACGACCCCAGAGACGUCGAAAUGAUUCAGGCUUCCGAAGAGUGCAGGAUCGCCGUAGUACGGAAACGCGUAACCGACUCUGAGACGAAGACAGUACGCGUCGUGACAUCCGUAUGGGCAUUUAGCGACGACAACACCACCCGCGUGGAGCUACGUAUGGAAGACGACCAGAUGUACAUACCGUACUCCAGCUACUUCAACCCAGCCAAAGCCUCCAUCACAGUCCUCUGCGAGCUCAUAUUUCACGAUGUCAAACACGGCAAUCGGCCAGUGCGUGUAGAAAAGACUAGCUGGGUCAACUACGUCUUCGACUCACCACAAGCGGCCGCACUCUUCCAAAACGAACUAAUGGGCCGCACUCUACUCGCGACAUUCCGCACAGAAAAAACAAUGCGCAUCCACGAAGGCCUCUCCAAAUCCUUCUCCUACGCCGAACAGAUGUGCGGCCUGGAAAACCUCCGCGUCUGGGAAGACAACGACACAGGCGCCAUCAUCGCCCUAAUCCAUUUCUCCGCCGACUUCCGAAACGGCUACUUAGCCUUCUACCUCAACUCCUCCGUCAACCCUAUCAAAGUGAAAGACGGUGGGGACAGAGAGGUGAAGAUCAAAGGGCUGAGGGUACCGAUUGAUCGGGGUGAUCGCGCGAUGAGGAAGGACAGUUUUGCGGAAGCUGCCACUACUUCUGUUACAGGGAAAGGUAAGGAGAAAGUCGGGGCUGGGAAGAGUGUGGAUAAGGGGAAGGUUAUCAGUGGGGCGAAGAUUGAGUUUGCGACGGAGAUGGAGAAGAGGGAGUUUUUGGAGAUGUGUAGCGAGAUGCAGAGGGAGUUGAUUGAGUUGCCGGAUUUGUUGGGGGUUAAUUGA
Alternaria metachromatica is the source of this 1521-nucleotide messenger RNA. RefSeq lists its product as uncharacterized. NCBI's taxonomy places the organism in Eukaryota, Fungi, Ascomycota, Dothideomycetes, Pleosporales, Pleosporaceae. The record is from RefSeq and is a predicted model, not a curated record. The transcript has 5 exons. Bases 1 to 1521 code for a protein of 506 amino acids.